Molecule: messenger RNA, 683 nt
Organism: Pipra filicauda (Wire-tailed manakin)
Lineage: Eukaryota; Metazoa; Chordata; Aves; Passeriformes; Pipridae
Gene: RBM3
Product: RNA binding motif protein 3
Exons: 6
Coding region: 59-520 (153 amino acids)
Biological process (GO): positive regulation of mRNA splicing, via spliceosome; regulation of translation
Cellular component (GO): spliceosomal complex
Molecular function (GO): ribosomal large subunit binding; RNA binding
Source: RefSeq, a predicted model, not a curated record
GUCACUGGAGGGGCAGGGCCCCGCCCUAUGACAUCGCUCCCGGCCCCGCCCCCCACGCAUGGCGGCGGAGGAGGGGAAGCUCUUUGUGGGGGGCCUCAACUACGACACGGACGAGCAGGGGCUGGAGCAGCACUUCAGCUCCUUCGGGCCCAUCGCCGAGGUGGUGGUGGUGAAGGACCGGGAGACCCAACGUUCCCGUGGGUUUGGCUUCGUCACCUUCACCAACCCUGAGCACGCGAGCGACGCCAUGAGGGCCAUGAACGGCGAGUGCCUGGACGGGCGGCAGAUCCGGGUGGAUCACGCCGGGAAAUCGCCCCGCGGUGCCCGAGGGGGCUACGGGGGGGGCCGGGCCCGGGGCCGAGGCUACGCUCGAGGAGGAGGUGACCGUGGCUACGGGGGCCGCUACGAGGGGCGCAGCGGGGGGGGCUACGGGGGCUCCCGUGACUACGGCGGCCGGAACCAGGGGGGCUACGGCGAGCGCUUCCCCUCGGCCUCGUACCGGGACAACUAUGACAACUGAGCUUGGACCCUCGGUGCUGGAUUUCAGGGGGGGCCCCUCCUCCCCCGGGCCAUGGAUGGACGCCGAGGGGGGAGUGGGACAUGGUGGGGGGGUGUGAAGGUGGGGAGAACCCUCAAUUUGUACUCCCCUGUGUCCUAUUAAAGGUCAGACCCUCUCUGAGUCA